AUGUCUCUACCUCACCCGAGCUUCUUUCCGACAAGUUCCAUAGACCAUGCAGCAGCAGGUCUCGGAGCGGGCGUUGUCGCAGUCUUAUGCAUGCAUCCUCUCGACCUUUUGAAGGUCAAGCUACAGGUCGCCACCACAAACCCACAGGGUGGAAUCGGAACCGCCAUAUGGAACGCUCUGCGCAAAAUUCAUGCAACUGAAGGAUGGAGAGGCUUGUACCGAGGCGUAGGACCAAAUAUUGCAGGGAACGCCUCGAGUUGGGGACUCUAUUUUCUUUUUUACGACAUGCUGAAGAAUCGGUCAUACAGAGACGACCCGGAUCACAGGAUGUCCCCGGGAGCAUACCUGCUCUGCUCCGCUCAAGCGAGCGCGGUCACAGCUAUAAUUACGAACCCUAUAUGGGUCGUAAAAGUGCGCAUGUUUACGACGCGUGCCGAUUCACCAACAUCCUACCUAAGCCUUUCACAUGGUAUUUCCUCGAUAUGGAGGCAAGAGGGCUUCUCUGGUUUGUGGAAAGGGACUAGUUUGGCUUUGGUCGGUGUGAGCAACGGCGCGGUGCAGUUCAUGGCAUACGAAGAGAUGAAACGGUGGGGUUUCGAACAAAAGCGAAAACGGUUCGCAAAGGCCGGAAAGGUGAUGGGACCGGAGGAUGAUAAGCUCUCGAAUAUAUCUUAUACGGUUAUGUCAGGUGCGAGCAAGAUAUGGGCGCUUGCGCUUACUUAUCCAUACCAAGUAAUUCGUUCUCGAAUACAGAACAAUGCCACAAUUCGCUUAUAUCCUAACAUACCGACCACCAUCAAACGCACUUGGCAAGGCGAAGGGAUCCGUGGGUUUUAUCGUGGGAUGGGGACGAACCUCGUGCGCGUUCUUCCUGGAACUUGCGUCACUUUUGUUGUAUACGAGAACCUUGCAUGGUUAUUACGGACUUCUGCAAUGAAAAAAUUGCGAAGGGAAGCAAAGAGACGGGACAUGAAUAUCGAGGAGCAUUAA
Molecule: messenger RNA, 990 nt
Organism: Suillus plorans
Lineage: Eukaryota; Fungi; Basidiomycota; Agaricomycetes; Boletales; Suillaceae
Product: mitochondrial carrier domain-containing protein
Exons: 7
Coding region: 1-990 (329 amino acids)
Biological process (GO): nucleotide transport; folate import into mitochondrion
Cellular component (GO): mitochondrion
Molecular function (GO): FAD transmembrane transporter activity; folic acid transmembrane transporter activity
Source: RefSeq, a predicted model, not a curated record